Suillus subaureus is the source of this 312-nucleotide messenger RNA. RefSeq lists its product as uncharacterized. Lineage: Eukaryota; Fungi; Basidiomycota; Agaricomycetes; Boletales; Suillaceae. The transcript has 2 exons. The annotation marks the transcript as partial. The record is from RefSeq and is a predicted model, not a curated record.
AUGCCUGUGUGCAAUCUUUGUGAUCGUUAUUUUGUCGACAAGAAUGCUCUCCGUAUGCACACCGAGUCGAAGCACGAGAUUGAAUGCAAUUACUGCGACCGUACGUUCAGGACUUCAGACGGGAGAGAUCAGCAUGAGAGAACGAAGCAUAGCUUCGAUUGCAACAUUUGCAACCGACAAUUCAGCUCCAGAGAAGCCCUGGAUCAACAUGAGGAGGCCAAGCACCCCCCCGGAUACGAAUGCAGAUACUGCGACAAAGAAUUUGCGUCCGAUGGAGCCCGCAUCCAGCAUCAGAAUGCAAAGCAUGCACCU